UGGUUUCUCCAGCGCUGGUCUGGUGUUUGUAGUGUAUCCGUAAUUCUUCGAGGAGCGCGCGCGCGUGCACGCGGCACUAUUACCAGCACUCAGUAGUCCAUAAUAAAGUCAGAAGCGCGUGCGUUGGCCGCAUCGGAUCAUGAAGAACAUGACUUUCCGGCGUGUUAAGGACAGCGGCACGGGGAGCGGCCAGGAUAUCUACUUCACCUCCUCCAAAUCGGAUAGCUGUAGGAGCAUGGAUUUACCCUCAGGCUCCUCGGACGUUUACAAUUAUAAAACCCUGGCGUACUCCGGAGGAACCCUGCCCAGGAACUUCAAGAAGAAUGCAGGGCUGCAGAAGUGGAAGCCCCUCACGCUACCACCAGAGCCAGAAAGGAAGACGGUCCUCCUGGAGAAGAACGAGGACGGAACGUUUGGCUUUGAGCUUCAGACAUACGGGCUGCACCACCAGGAUGAGAACUCUGUAGAGAUGUGCACGUUUGUCUGCAAAGUCCACGAAGACAGUCCGGCUAAGCUCGCCGGCUUAAAAAUGGGUGACACCAUCGCCAGCGUCAACGAAACAUCUGUUGAAGGAUUUCGCCAUAAGGACAUUGUCCAGCUCAUCAGAUCAUCUGGCAACAGCGUUAUGUUGGAGACCGUAUACAGUAACACUAUUAGGAAAGCAGAACUUGAAGCUCGCCUACAGUAUUUAAAGCAAACCUUGCAUGAGAAGUGGGAUGAGUACAGAUCACUGAUGGUGCAGGAGCAGAGGCUCGUUCACGGCAUUGUGAUGAGCGACGUGACCGUGUACGAGUCUCUGGAGUCGGCCGGCGUGUACGGUAGCCUGGGCGCUCCAAGCCCCAUGACCACCCGCUCCCUUUGCCUCACAGGCAGCACCAACAGCAGCGCGAGUCACCUGAGCGAGGACGACCCGCUCUACCAAACGUGCCUCUUCCAGCCCAACGGCAGCAAAGAAGGCGGCGAGGACGCCAGCGACUGCUCCGUUACCCUCGAGGACAAGCCCCAGCGGACACGUAACCGUUUGCUCCGUCCCACCAGCGAGUUAUUUGCCUCGGCCAAGAUGUCACUGAGCCGCAGUGCCAGCACACGCAGCUACUUGAGGGGGUCCACGUCUUCGUCGACGACGUCCUCCUCCUCCUCGGUGCCUGGCGGAGAAAAGCCUCAGUGCGGCGCGUUCAGCUCGCUGCAGAGGAAACCCAAACGCACAAGCAUCAGACGCAGGCUGCUCAAAUACAUCCCGGGUCUUAACCGAGCUCUAGAGGAGGAGGAGAGCAAACUGUGAUUUAUUCAGGGCAAAAUGAGGACUCGGACUAACAUGCACAUCCAAAGACUGCAGUCUAGACGCCAGGAAUAUGCCUUCAAACCUGAACCAACCAAAAAUGAGUGUAUGCAAAAACAUAAUGGGAUACGCCAUAUCUGUUGAUCCCAAUCAUGCUUCAAAUGUUGGGAGUGCUUACAGUAUAACUAUUUGGUGAAUAAGCCAUAACUUUUUCACUGACAGUAGUUCAUUCCACUGUUCACUGUGAAAUGUUGAAAAACUGCGUUAUGAAUCUAUAUUUCCUUUUGUUCACCUGGUCGAUUCCUGAUAGUAUUUAUACAGACAUUUUGAGCUUAUUUCCUCAUGAAGAACAUGCAUCAUUACAUCAUGAAGAACCCUGUGCGUAUCCUCUGAUUAUUUAGACCUGCAAAACAUUCAAAGACUAAACAUUCAGAACUUAAAAAAAAAAAAAAGAAGAGGUGAUUGGGACCAAAACUCCCAGUGUGUAAAAACCAAAGCGACCACAACGUGUUAAGCGUCUGCUUGUUUUCAGACCUCGUGCUGGUUACACUUUUUUUUUUUUUUUUUUUUGGAAAAUCCUGGCGAUCACAAUAACUUUGUUAGCAAUCAUUCUUUUGUACAUAAUUUUUAAGAAAAUAAUUUAUUUAUUUAUUUUCAUCUGGUUUUGUCGUUUCUUUUUUAAAUAUGUACAAAAUGAAGGGUUUCGGCUUGUAUUUUUUUGUUUUUGUUUUUUUAUAUAUAUAGAGAAAGUUUUUUUUUUUUUUUGGUAUUUACUGUUCUUUCAUGUGUUUUUCUACUUUGGAAAAAAAAAAGCUCGAAAUAAAUGUGUGAUAUCAGUUCUUUGCGGUGUAUAUUCGCUUUACACCUCCCACUCAA
Molecule: messenger RNA, 2155 nt
Organism: Silurus meridionalis
Lineage: Eukaryota; Metazoa; Chordata; Actinopteri; Siluriformes; Siluridae
Gene: tamalin
Product: trafficking regulator and scaffold protein tamalin
Exons: 8
Coding region: 140-1282 (380 amino acids)
Molecular function (GO): protein binding
Source: RefSeq, a predicted model, not a curated record